Molecule: messenger RNA, 3055 nt
Organism: Ciona intestinalis (vase tunicate)
Lineage: Eukaryota; Metazoa; Chordata; Ascidiacea; Phlebobranchia; Cionidae
Source: RefSeq, a predicted model, not a curated record
UUCUACUUGCAAGAUACACGUAGCAGUAAUGGAACAUUUGUAAAUAAUCAGCGACUUAGUAAAGCAACUGAAGAAAGUGCUGCAGUCGAAGUUAAUUCGUGUGAUAUUGUGCAGUUCGGGGUUGAUGUUGUGGAUAAUACAAGAAAAUUGACACACGGGUGCAUAGUAUCACAGAUCAGGUUGUAUCUUCCUAAUGGAGAGGAAUCAAAACAAAGUUCCACCUCAAGAAACACAAGUUUAAUUGAAAAGGUUCCAUUCCAUAAUAUUCAACAACCUACUGUCCAAUCACAAGAUUUAUACCAAUUGCAUCAGUAUCUUCAAGAAGCAUUGCAUCGAGAGCAAAUGCUUGAGCAGAAACUUGCUUUACUUCAACGCUUGGUGAUCAACUCGCACGAUGCAUCAGAGAAAGGUUGGCAAGCGCUUAUUAACGAAGAUCGACUUUUAUCACGACUUGAGUUUCUUGAAAACCAACUACAAACUUUAAACAAGACACAAAGUGAAGACGAACUUCAAACAAAACUUCAACAACUACAAGAAGAGAAAUACAACUAUGAGAAUACUUCAAAGGAGACACUUCGUAAAGCUCUGCAGGAAAAGCUUGAAGCUGUUCGGAAACUUUCUAAUCUUGAAAGGUCACUCAGUAAUACAGAAGAUGAAUGUACGCACAUACGUCUCAUGCAUGAACAGACACAGAAUGAACUAGCAGAAUUAGCAGCUGCUCAUCAAACUAAAAUUAAAGACGUUCAAGACUUAACUGAACAACUAAAAGAUUCAAAAUCUAAGCUUGAAACCGAACAGAAUGAAUUACAGCAGGAAUUAACUGAUGUACAAAAAGAAAAAUCUGUUUUAUGUGAAAAGUUGAUAACCUUGGAAGCAGAUAACGAGGAACUUCAAAAAUCAGGUGAACAAAGUGAAGUAGAAACGCUUGAAAAGUUGUUGAUCAAUAAUGAAGAAAUAACAAAUUUAAUAAACUCCGGAAAAUUAAAUCAUAAUUUUAAGAAGAAAUUGGAAAAUCUGCUGCAACUACAAGAAGAGAUGGAUCUAAAAAACCAAGCUGUUGAAAAUGCUGAACGAGAAAUACUUGAUUUGAAAAAUGAAUUGGAACUUGCUCGCACAGAAGCCGUGGAAAACCUAAAUGAAGUUCAAUUAUUGCGACACAAAUUAAAGGAAAGAGAUGAUGAAAUGAAAGUGUUGUUGGAUCAAACGACCUCAAACCUUCAGCAUCAACUUGAUGAUGCUAAGCUUGAAAUUGAAGAUCGGAUGAAAACAGCAAAUCAAUUGAACGAACAACUUGUUUUGUUGCAAGAAGAAAUGGCAAUGCUACAAAAUGACCACAAGAUGGAGAUAGAAAGCAGGGAGAAAUGUGAAGAACAAUUAGUUGUUUUUAAGCAAGAGAAAGAACGACAAUCUAUUUCACUUACUGAAACUAAUAGGGAGUUACAAGACGCUCUUCUUGCUCGUGAGAACUUGUUGGAAAGAGAGGAAAGUCUCCGGAUGCAAGUUGAAGAAUCAGAGAAGAUGUUACGGCUUUGUCAAUCUUCCUCGGAAAGUGAUGAGGUUGAUUCAGAAGAUGAGAGAAACCUUAGUUCAACAGCAUUUGUUAUAUGUCGAGCCAAACUGCAUAAUCUGCGAGGCAGACUAAAGGAAUCAGACAGGUUGUUGGAAAAUGCAAACACAGAAAAUUCACGAUUAAAAGAGCAAUUAAUGGAAAAGCAGCAAACAAUGGAAAUAGCCGAAUUAGUGACCACAGAAAAUGUACAUGUUGAGUCUGACUGCAAGGAAACUGAUGAACCAACUAACACGAAAACCCCAGACACCAACAAUUUGGUUAACGAUGUACAAGAGCAGUUAGAAAGUGCAAACGAGACUAUACGGUUAAAAGAAAUUCAAAUACUUCAAUUAAAGGAUAAUCUGUCGAUAAAAGAAGAAACAAUCUCCAGUAUUCCAGGUCUCCAACAACAAAUAUUCUCCAUGCAAAGCCAAGUUGAAAGUGCAAGUGUGGAAAUUCUAAGCUUGAGAGAGCAAAUUAUGCAUCAACAACAAAAUCUGUCGGACAUGGAUAAGCAAAUGCAGAAACUGAUCGAGGAAUUAGACUGUGAAAAGUCUUCGAACAAUAAACACGAAGAAGAAAUUGAUUGUCUUCGACUUGAAACGGAACAGAAAUCACAAGUUAUUGAAUCUAUGGCUCAAAAUGAAGUAGAAAUAAAUGAAAAACUUGCAGAGGCUUUGAAAAGAUUAACUGAAAAACAAGACAGAAUUAAUGAAUUGGAAAGUGAAAUUAUUGAAUGCAUGCGUAUGAAAGAAGCAAUAACCGUUGAUUUUAACAAUUUGACUUCUUCAUUGGAAAAGGCUGAAUGCGAAAAAUCUGCGAUAAACGAUGAACUACGACGGUUGGAAGAUGUUCGUAAACAAACAGAGGCAAGUCUUGAUCAAGAAAUCGGUAAAUGUAAAACUUUGCACGAAAAUUCAAUGAAGGAACAACAGAAGUGGGAGGAAGUUCUUUUUAUGAAAGGGGAAGAACUGACCGAAGUAACGUCACGUUGCAUUCACCUGAUACGGGAACGCGAAGAGGCCGCGCGAAAAUUUGAACAAGCGUCUUCGACAAAGAAACAUUUCAUCGCAGCUGUGGUACUUCUCAUUGCUGUCGUCGUUUAUAUUCUACUUGCUUGUGGAAAUGGCGUGUCUACAACACCAUCAUAACUUACCGUGUAUCUUCCCUUCAUAAAUAGAUAUCGUAUAAACAUUUGUCUUCAUUCACUGUGUGAACCUUAUUAUUACGUCAUAAAAAGAAUAUAACGGGCGAUGACAUAUUUCGUGUAGUGUAUAAAGUUGCGUGCCUUGAUUACACUGGGUUUCCCGGUUAACGCAGUUCGUAUGCAUGUCUUAUAUAUUAAACCAUCGUCUAUUUGGCCGCACUGUCUACUGAAAAAUAUAAGCAGGUGCUUAAUAUUGAACCUAGCAACAUACGCUCGCUUUGCCACCAUUUCGUUUUCGUUGCUUUAUACCAUUCAUUGUGGAUCUAGUAGAAUAAACAUUCUAUACAGAGCGGACUUUA